Molecule: messenger RNA, 1962 nt
Organism: Prunus mume (Japanese apricot)
Lineage: Eukaryota; Viridiplantae; Streptophyta; Magnoliopsida; Rosales; Rosaceae
Product: protein PHR1-LIKE 2-like
Molecular function (GO): DNA-binding transcription factor activity; DNA binding
Source: RefSeq, a predicted model, not a curated record
UCCCACCAUUGCAGGGUGUAAAUUAUAUACACCCCUUUUACAUUCACCAUUGUAGUUGCUCUUAUCUUGUAUCCUAGAAAAUUAUGUAAAUUCUUCUCAAUGAAUGAGGUUGUCAGCAAAGAAAGAAAAUAAAAACAUUAAGUGCAUCAUAAUAACUGCUGUGCACCAACCAACACUAAAUGAGCAAAACAAACCUAGCUGAAAAGCAAGCCAUGCCUGAAAACCAGAGAGCAGUUUGGCAUUAAAUUCUUGGGAGGAGCAAUGAAGAAGGUGAAGACAAUUAAUUACAGGAAACUAACUAAGUAGAGGCUUCCACGUUUCUCCUCUCAUGCAGUAGAAAUCAAAGGACUCUCUGCAAUGCUCACCUCUGGCAAGCCCUGCUGGCAUUGGCCUCUGCUGUGCUGCUUCUCAUGUAAAUCAUGAUCAUCUGUGUAGACCUCCAAUUCUGUGCUGCAAGGCCCUAAACCUCGGUUUUUUCACCUGGUUGUUGUGUGGAAGGAAAUAACAGAGAAAGAGCUAGCUGUUCAAAGUUCAAACCAGUCCAGCAGGUAGAUGUUUCAUAGAGGGGGAGGAGGAGGAAGUGGUGUUCCAAAUCACACAUAUAAUAGUCAGCUUCUGCGGGCUGCUGCUCUUCAACCUCGGGAAGAAGAAGAAGAAAAAGAAAGGAUGGUUGGUUGUGGUUUUGAUUAUUUUGGUGAUGAUGAGCAAGAUUUUCAAGGACCCCCAACUCCCACUGUCACACUGAGUGAUGACAGUGUUGUUGUUGAGGGUGAAGAGGAGGAGGAGGAGGAAGAGGAAGAAGAAGAAGAAGAAGAGAACCUUUCUCAUGAUCUUCAAACACCUUCGGUUCUGAGUUCGAACUUCAAACCUCGCCUUCGAUGGACUCCUCACCUUCAUGCCUGCUUUGUUGAUGCUAUCAAUCAGCUUGGUGGCCCCCAUAAGGCAACUCCGAAAAAGCUUCUGCAGAAAAUGGGUGUCAAGGGAAUAACUCUUUACCACUUGAAGAGCCACCUCCAGAAAUACAGACUUGGAAAGUACUCGGUGAAGGAGUGGAAGGAGGUUCCGGAAACUUUUUCACAGGACUUCGAAGGCAGAAGCGUUAGUGGCACUUCCGUGUGCUCUUCGCGAUCCCAGAAAAAGCAUUCUUCUAAACUAAUAAAGAAAGCUCUAACCCAGACGGAAGUUGAAGAAAAACUUGGUCUGCAAAUUGAGGCAAGUUUUCAAGUUUGGAAAUUGAUUUGGGAACUUAAGCUGAUAAAUAUGAACCUUGUUCUCUAUUCUUUAGUUUUUUGGUGGCAUGUUGCAAGAAAAACACAAAGGGGUAAAGUACCUGAUGAAACUUAUCCUCACCACACCAUAAUUUUGCAGGCUGAGAAGCGAUUAAAAUUGCGUCAGGAUGCCGAACGAAGAUAUAUGGAUUAUGCACUAGAUAAUGCAUGUAAAAAGCUUGCUGAUCAGUUUCUUGGAAGUGUUGCAGUAGACUCUGCAGGCGUAUUUCGAAAGGAUGUAGCUGGUUUAGGAACUAUGGUGUCAAUAAUACCUCAGAAAGAUCAAUUCCUUGCAUAUGACAUAACUAAGGAAACCAGCAUGCUGCUUAGUCUUGAAGACCAACUUGGUGGGUUUGAAGCUCAGAGGGAAGCUUAUCACGAAACUGAAGACCACCUGAUCUCACAUGGAAAUUCAGAAAAUUCAUCUGUGGAAGAUUUACAAAUUCUUGCUGACGAUGACAAGAUAAUGGAGCAGAGUUUGGAUAAUGACCCUGCAGAAGCUUACUUGGUUUUGGAUACUGCUGAAAUGGGGACCUCCAGUCAUAGAACUUAAUUUCAUCAACCCACAUCAACAUGGUGUGCUAAGGCACUCUGGAUGAAAGAACAAAACCACCUUUAUGUUGUUUGCUAGUGGAGUUUCAUAAUUUAAGAUUUUUGUUCUGGUAUAAAACUUUGGCAGCUUAGUUCUGCUUGU